CUUCUUUUCAAAGCCCUCGCUUCUUCUCGGCGCUCUUCCAGGUCGCCGGGCGCCGCGCGUUCCAUCCGAUGCUCAUCCUCUCGCGCGGGAUCUGGCACAGGUAAUCGACCAGCGCCCGUCGCGGCGCGGCGCGGGCGAAAUUUCGGCAGCUCGGGCGAUGCAUUCGGUGCUCGUGUCGCGGCGGUGUUGAAGCGGCGGCGCAUUCUCGGGGCUUUAGCUCGGCAGGGCCAGAUCUGAGGGUUUUAGCGGCGCCGCGAGCGCGCGAUGGCGCUGUCCGGCAUGCGAGGGUUGUCGGUCUUCAUCAGCGAUGUGAGGAACUGCCAGAAUAAGGAGCUGGAGCGGGCUCGUGUCGACAAGGAGCUCGCGAACAUUCGCACCAAGUUUAAGAAUGACAAGGGAUUGACGCCUUAUGAGAAGAAAAAAUACGUUUGGAAGAUGCUCUACAUCUUCAUGCUUGGUUAUGAUGUCGAUUUCGGGCAUAUGGAAGCGGUGUCUUUGAUCUCAGCUCCCAAGUACGCUGAAAAGCAGGUGGGGUACAUUGUCACCUCUUCUUUGCUGAACGAAAACCACGACUUCUUGCGGCUUGUUAUAAACACUGUCCGGAAUGACAUUAUCGGAAGGAACGAGACAUUUCAGUGCCUGGCGCUGACAAUGGUUGGGAACAUUGGUGGCAAGGAGUUUUCCGAGUCACUAGCUCCCGAUGUGCAAAAGCUGCUGAUUUCGAACUCCUGUCGGCCACUGGUGCGGAAGAAGGCUGCAUUGUGUCUUCUGCGACUUUACAGGAAGAAUCCGGAUGUUGUCAGCGUGGACGGCUGGGCGGAUCGAAUGUCUCAGCUGCUUGACGAAAGAGAAAUUGGAGUCCUUACGGCUGUCAUGAGCUUGCUCGUUGCUCUCGUGGCUAACAAUCCCGACGCGUACUGGAACUGCGUUUCAAAAUGCGUUCGUGUUCUGGAGCGCUUAACCAGGAGCCAAGAUAUUCCUCAGGAGUACACAUACUACGGUAUUCCAUCUCCUUGGCUCCAGGUAAAAACAAUGCGAGUUUUGCAAUAUUUCCCGGCGAUUGAUGAUCCGAACAUUAGGCGAUCCCUUUUUGAGGUUCUUCAAAGAGUCCUCAUGGGAACUGAUGCCGUGAAGAAUAUCAAUAAGAACAAUGCAACCCAUGCUGUUCUCUUUGAAGCUCUGGCUUUGGUGAUGCAUUUAGACGCAGAGAAAGAUAUGAUGGCACAAUGUGUUGGUCUACUUGGAAAGUUUAUUGCUGUCCGUGAGCCCAACAUUCGAUAUCUUGGACUGGAAAAUAUGACCAGAAUGCUUAUGGUUUCUGACGUACAAGAAAGCAUAAAAAGGCAUCAAGUGCAGAUAAUCACAUCUUUGAGGGACCCGGAUAUAAGGUUUAGAAUUAUCUUCAUCGAUCUCCUUGUUCAGUGUAUUUCUCUUUGCAGUAUUCGAAGGCGAUCUCUGGAUUUGCUUUAUGGAAUGUGUGAUGUAACAAAUGCGAAAGAUAUUGUUGAGGAGCUUUUGCAGUAUCUGACAACUGCUGAUUUUGCAAUACGUGAGGAGCUUGCGCUUAAGGCUGCCAUUCUGGCUGAGAAAUUCGCUCCGGAUCUGUCAUGGUACGUGGAUGUUAUCUUACAGCUUAUUGAGAAGGCUGGAGAUUUCGUUAGCGAUGACAUUUGGUACAGAGUAGUCCAAUUUGUGACAAACAAUGAUGAUCUGCAGCCGUACGCAGCCGCUAAAGCUCGAGACUUUCUGGACAAACCGGCGGUGCACGAGACUAUGGUGAAGGUGGCUGGCUAUUUGCUGGGGGAGUACAGUCAUUUACUGUCACGAAGGCCAGGAUGUAGUCCGAAAGAAGUGUUUUCCAUUAUCCAUGACAAAUUCGCAACCGUUUCGACGCCUACCAAGGCUAUUCUUCUUUCAGCUUAUAUCAAGAUUUUGCUGCAUUCACAAACUGUCGAUCCGGAGCUGCAAAAUCAUGUGCUAGCUGUUUUCAGGAAGAACGAAACUUACUUGGAUGCGGAAGUUCAGCAACGAGCCAGUGAAUAUUAUGCUCUCAGUCGGAAAGGCCCGUCAAUGGUGGACGUGAUGGCUGAGAUGCCCAAGUUCCCCGAAAGACAGUCUGCGCUUCUGAAGAAAGCCGAGGACACCGAAGUGGACGUGGCUGAUACGAGUGCUACUAAACUAAGGCUCAUGCAGCUGACAUCAACCGCUGUCGUUGUAGCAGAUCAAAAGCCUGCUAAUGGCGUUCAUCCAGCGCUUACAAGAGUACCUUCGGGGCAAAGAAACAUUGAGGCGCCUACUGUACCAGUUGCAAAUGGUGGACAGUCACCAGCUCCCGUAGAUUUUCUUGCUAUUGAAGCUGCACCUACGCACAGUGCUCCCGAAAGUUCGCCGCUAGUUGGACCAGGUGAUUCCCUGGCGCUAGCACUCAUGGACAAUCAGGCUUCGACAGUUCAGCCUACCGGCAGCGUCACGGAGUGGUUCGAUGCGCUCUGCAGAAAAGACAGCGGCAUUCUUUAUGAAGAUCCUUUCAUUCAGAUUGGUUUGAAAGCGGAAUGGCGUGGUAACCAAGGGCGUAUAGUUUUGUUUCUUGGCAAUAAGCAUACUGCACCAUUGUUAUCGGUGAAGGCAGUGAUAUUACCUCCCCGGCACAUGCAGCUCUUGACAUCGAACGUACCUGACACAAUUCCUCCUAGAGCACAGGUACAAUGUCCAGUGGAAGUCACCAACCUGUCUCCAAGCAGAGAAAUUCCUGUCCUUGAUUUUAGCUACAACAAUUCGUCAGCUAUGGUUAGCUUCAAGCUCCGGCUUCCCGUUAUUAUGAGCAAGUUCCUACAAGGAGCAACGCUAGCUCCUGCAGACUAUAUUGCUCGCUGGAAAGCUCUUAUGGGCCCUCCGAAUAAGCUGCUGCAAGAAGUGGUACGCGGGGUGAAGCCUCUUCCGCUCCAAGAAAUGUCCGACUUGCUUGGUAGUCUUCACGUUGCGAUCGCUCCGGGCUAUGAUCCAAAUGUAAAUAACAUCGUUGGUGCGGCAACUUACUUUUCGGAAAACCCGACUCUAUGCUUGAUAAGGAUUGAAACCGAUCCGGCAGAUCGGACCCAAAUAAGACUCACAGUGGGUACUCCGGAUACAAGCGUUGCCCUGGAGUUGAAGGAAUAUAUCAAAGAGAGGCUAGUUGAUAUACCAUCUGGUGCUGCGCCAACCAGCCUGCCAGGAAUGCCAAGCCCUGCAGAUGAUCUCGUUGGUCCUGCUGCCUCACUCGCUGGUUUGAUCUAGGAGACGAAAUUUUGUUGUUGAAUUGGUUUCUCAAGGAAAAAGCCUAGGUAUCUCUGGAUGUUCGAAAAUCUAACGGUUGUGAUUUUCCACUCUAAUUCUUUAAUUAUCAUUCAGAAUAUUUUGCCUCA
Selaginella moellendorffii is the source of this 3401-nucleotide messenger RNA. RefSeq names its product AP-2 complex subunit alpha-1. Bases 265 to 3273 code for a protein of 1002 amino acids. Gene Ontology annotation, biological process: clathrin-dependent endocytosis; intracellular protein transport. Gene Ontology annotation, cellular component: AP-2 adaptor complex; membrane coat. The record is from RefSeq and is a predicted model, not a curated record. Lineage: Eukaryota; Viridiplantae; Streptophyta; Lycopodiopsida; Selaginellales; Selaginellaceae. Gene Ontology annotation, molecular function: clathrin-cargo adaptor activity. The transcript is spliced from 26 exons.